Messenger RNA from Chironomus riparius, 935 nucleotides. Lineage: Eukaryota; Metazoa; Arthropoda; Insecta; Diptera; Chironomidae. The record is from the annotation of a GenBank genome assembly.
AAAACAAUAACAUUGAAUUUUUUGAAUCAUCAACAAUAAUAAUAAUUUUUAUUUAAUUUCACUCAUUUCUCGUUCAAUAAAAAGCUUUAAAAUGUCAGCAUACGAUAUUGUACGAAAGGGAAAACUCGUACUCAAAGGAGAAUCUGAAAAAUCCAGAAAAAGGAAGCAUAAAAAAGAUAAGAAGGAAAAGUCUGAAAAGGAAGAGAAAGAAAAGAUCGCUGUUGAUGAAGAUGCAGUAGAACAUGGAGGCUGGUGGAGAUGUACAAAAUUGACAGAAAUUACUGGAAGUAUAGUAAUCGAAUUUCAAGAAAGACAGUAUGUAAAGUCAGUCGAUGACGGAACAUUCAUUUUGGGAGUUAAGCAUGAUAAAGGAGAUCCACCAGCGUUUGACGAAGAGUUUACAGCAUUCAUAGUUAAUGACAGCAAGAUUUACAUUAAAUCUGGAUAUGGAAAGUACCUGAAAAUAGACACCAAUAAUGUCAUUGUCGGUCGAUCUGAAGCUGCUGGAACUCUAGAAUGUUUUGAGCCAGUUUGGGAUGAUGGAAAAAUGGCACUUCAAGCUGCAAAUGGCUGUUUUCUCAGUAUAGAUCCAGAAGAUGAUCAAUUAGUUGCUAUUCAUAAGAAAGUCACUUCUAGUGGAGAUGGAGUUUGUAUAAUUCGAUCAAAUGCUUAUCGCGGUGAAAUUAUAUCCAAAAGCGCUCCAAUCGAGGAAAAAGUUGAAGAUUUGGACCAAAUUGAAAAGGAUUAUGUGAAGAGGUUCCAAAAGUUUCAAGACAAGAAGAUGAGAAUUUGUACGGAAGACAAGGAUGGACUUAAAAUGGCAAGAGACACUGGAAAAUUGCAUGAAGGAUUGUUGGAUAGACGUAGUAAAAUGAAGAGUGAUCGUUAUUGUAAAUAAGGAUUUAUCCAUGUCGAGGACCCCCCCCCCCCCCCCG